AUGAUAAAUAGUAUUCUUCGAUGGAGAUUGAUCUGGGAUCUGGUGAAAGGGGAAAGCACACAACAAUUCGUCAAUGUAUAUGAAUCAUUCUUUGGGAACACGAACUUGACAGUCAUUAUUUUCUGUUUAAAUUGCCAACAAGAAAACAUAAAUUCCGUUCCUUUCACUUCCAGCUUGAAGCUCCCACUGUCUGGAGACAGGAAACAAAAAAAGAAAACUAUCAAUGACAAAUCGAACACUUUCUCUAGGAACAACUUAGGCUCCAAAAGUGCAAAGUGA
Microthlaspi erraticum is the source of this 279-nucleotide messenger RNA. The record is from the annotation of a GenBank genome assembly. Lineage: Eukaryota; Viridiplantae; Streptophyta; Magnoliopsida; Brassicales; Brassicaceae.